Molecule: messenger RNA, 1185 nt
Organism: Trichoderma breve
Lineage: Eukaryota; Fungi; Ascomycota; Sordariomycetes; Hypocreales; Hypocreaceae
Product: glycosyl hydrolases family 16 domain-containing protein
Exons: 2
Coding region: 1-1185 (394 amino acids)
Biological process (GO): carbohydrate metabolic process
Molecular function (GO): hydrolase activity, hydrolyzing O-glycosyl compounds
Source: RefSeq, a predicted model, not a curated record
AUGCAUUGGCCGCCACUCUCUCCCAUCUCACCACUUGUAAUCUCCAUCCUCGUACCAUCAUGCAUCGCCGCCGGCCAAGGCGAGAACAGUAGCCCCCAGCCUCUGCCAAAUGGUGAUUCCGUCUGUGAAUGCUUCCUAUCCAAUGGCACGCAGCCCAGCUACUUCUCCAAUCACAUGUUCUUCGACUUUCGGAAUCUGACCAAGGAUGCCGGCGUCCCAGCGCUCAUCACCAACGAGACUCUGGCAACGAUAGCCCGUCCUACGAGCGAGUACUUUUCGGAUGACGAAUGGACGAGUGUCUGGCAGCUUCAAGGAUGGAGCAAUAGCGAGGGCAAAGGCAAGGGCCUGUCCGGGGCGGCGGCGGUCCUGAUGGUCAACUCUCCAAGCAACGUGUACAUCCAAAAUAACAACGACAGCGAUGCCGCAUCGGACACGUACAUGACACUGCGAACUCAGCGUCUUCCCAAGUUUCAAACUGCGGCGGCUUUCCAGACAAAGACGUCGGACUACCAGUUCCUGUCUCUGCGUAUGCUGGCCCGAACAACCGGUGGCCCCGGAGCCGUAACCGCCAUGUUCACAUACCGAGAUGCCACCGCAACAUCCAACGUGCAAGAGGCAGACUUUGAAGUCCUGACUCGCGGUCCGCGGGAAAGAGUCCAGCUUACAAACCAGCCGUCCUUUGACAGCAAUGGUCAGGUGAAUCCGGAUGCCACGCGCAACGUCACGCUGCCGGAUGACAUGAUCUGGAGCCAAUGGGCCGUGUACCGGCUCGACUGGACCUCGCAGAGCAGCGUCUGGUAUGUAGACGGCCAGCAGCUUGCCAACAUCACCUUUCAGGUGCCCCAAGAAGCCUCGGGCAUCAACUUCAACGCGUGGAGCGACGGCGGAAGCUGGAGCGGAAACAUGACUGUGUACGACCAGGCGAACCUGCAGAUCCAGUGGAUCGAGAUGAUAUACAACACCUCCGCUCCGACGACGGGAGAACUGCUCCGGCGGCGAGACUCCUCUUCCCGCACCUGCAAGGUCGUGUGCAGCAUCGACGACGUCGCGGAAGCGGGAGUCGCCACUAUGCUGUGGAAUAGUAGUAGCACAGCCACGCGGAUGGCCGGUGCUGACGCACCAAAUGGCAUGGCAUGGGCGUGGGCCCUGCUUGUUGGGAGUCUCGUCUGGCUCGUGGCCGUUUGA